ACAGUUAAUAAAAACCGUUUAUUUUAUGUUGCAUUUUCAAUUAACAUGUAAUAUUAUUUGUUUCAUACAGUUGUGGUUAAAACUUUAAUUCUUCUUAGUGUGAUGUCAAACAACAUGAACCCAGGAGGUAAUAUGCCCUCGAUUGGGUCCAUGAAUCCUUCUAGUGCUAUUCAAUACGCGAAUAACCCGCUGCAGAGUCCGCAGCUACAGUCGAGCUCUAUCCAGAGCUCGCCGUCGCAACACAGUCCUAUGAGUAGCCAGUCGUCAAUUGGCGCCAAAGUAAACACAAGUGGUGAUCAAACUACUCAGCUCCUCAGUAGACCCAGACUUCAGGAGUUGGUGAGAGAAGUGGAUCCCACUGUGCAACUAGACGAGGAGGUGGAGGAGAUGCUGCUGCAGCUGGCUGAUGACUUCAUUGACACAUCUCUAAAUGCUGCGUGUGCACUCGCCAAACACAGACAUGCUCCCACAGUGGAAUUGAGGGAUGUGCAGCUACAUUUAGAGAGACAAUGGAAUAUGUGGAUACCAGGGUUCGGCAACGACGAGCUCCGGCCGUACAAGCGCGCCGCCGUCACCGAGGCGCACAAACAGCGCAUGGCUCUUAUACGGAAAACUAUCAAGAAGUACUAGGAAAUUUGAUAUCGUUUUUACUGUACAGUAGUACAGUCAGCAGCAGAAGU
Cydia strobilella is the source of this 680-nucleotide messenger RNA. RefSeq names its product transcription initiation factor TFIID subunit 12 (gene Taf12). Gene Ontology annotation, molecular function: DNA binding; protein heterodimerization activity; TBP-class protein binding. The transcript has 3 exons. The record is from RefSeq and is a predicted model, not a curated record. NCBI's taxonomy places the organism in Eukaryota, Metazoa, Arthropoda, Insecta, Lepidoptera, Tortricidae. Gene Ontology annotation, cellular component: SAGA complex; transcription factor TFIID complex; SLIK (SAGA-like) complex. Gene Ontology annotation, biological process: RNA polymerase II preinitiation complex assembly; DNA-templated transcription initiation. Bases 103 to 630 code for a protein of 175 amino acids.